AUGAGUGGCCACGACAUACCCAUCCAGCUCUUGGAUGGAAGCUCCAUGGACGUCCAACACAUGGAUACGGCCAUGAACCUCGACGAUGUGGAUGUCGAUCUCUUUGGCGAUUCUGUCAUGGUGGACACCGCCUUGGAUGGCCUGUCUGCCUCGAGGCCCAUGCCCUCCAAACACCUACGCCAACGGCUGGAUGAUCUGAGAACCCAUGGUUGCCAUCAGGCCAUUGCGUGGUCACGACAGGGCACCAUUGCUUCCAUCACCAAGGAUGGCCGCUCCGUCGAGUUUCGCUUCCUGAGGUGCCGUCCAGAGGAUGCCGGCUGGGAGUUGAGCGAACCAUACGUCUAUAGUACUGCCGUUAUCCCUAUGCAUACUACGGCUGGUCCUAUAGUUCAUCUGGCCUGGUCCAACACACAGGCUCCCGAGCUCGCCGUCGUUGACGCUGUCGGACGCAUCACGAUUCUCAACCUCACCAUUAUGCUCAACCGCCCCUUUAUAACCCGGAAGUGGGAUGCUGACUCCGUUGACGACCUUCGUGCCGUGGUCGGUUGCUACUGGCUCCCUGUAUUCAACCCAAGACCGUUCAACGCUCUGUACGGAUCUGCAGUAUGGGUGCAGCCCGAAGAUGCCAAAGCCCUGGGCGAUGGGCUGUACAAGUAUGAGGUUUCGUACGCAAUGACUACGGGCCCUCAUCAUCCCAAUACCAACAGAAAUGCCUUGAUCUCCAUCACCACAAACGGUCUUCUCCGACUGGUGUUCCAGAACAACAACGGUCGCGUCGAAGAAACUGCCAUUGAGCUAGAGAGCAUCACUUCCUCGGACGAUCUAAUUACCCAUGCCGCUCUUUGCAACGACAGGAACACUCUCCUGAUCGCCCUUGCUACGGCCUCCAAGCAACUGCGGAUUGUCACAGCCAUGAUCUCAUGGGGAAAUGACAAGGCUUCCGAGAAGCAGUCACAUCCACAAAACGCGAAUUUGACGCCAUCUCUGCUAGAGCACCAUGUGGCCGUCGCACCCUGGCUCCAACACGAUUCAAACGAUCCAGUGCUGGACGAAUCCAUGUCUCAGCUGUCCCAUAUUGAAUUCCUCCCGUCUAUUCCCAAAGACAAGAACUUACAGGCACAUUAUAACCCCGUCGUUCUCACGGUACGCUCUCACUUGCCAGCUGAAGGGGCUUCUCUGUACGAGCAAGAGCCUACCAGUGUUAUCGAUCGGUGGGAAGUCGUGAGCGAGCAGCCACAGACUCUACACCCGGCCUUUGCCCAACUGAACACCGGAAACAUUACGACAAAUCCCAACCCCAUGACCCGCCUACGUAAACUGGACUCGGUUGUGAUACCCAAAAUUGUGGUUUCUGUUCAGGUCAUGUAUCUAGGCAAGGUAGUAUGCUUUGCCUUCAGCGAUGGCACCAUCCAGUAUCGCGACAGGGUUACCAUGAUGGAGAUGUUCAACGAGCAUAUUGUUCAUCGUGUCCUCAGCCCGCAUGACGUAGGGUUCCAAUACACCAACGAUACACCAUGUCUUCAGGUUGCCUUCUCGCCUACUAACUGCUCUUACGUUCAAAUAUCCGAUGACUGGGAUAUCAAAUGGAAUAGCAUGCGAUACACAUUAGCAGACCCCAGUACUGCGUUACAAGACGCCCAGCAAAGCGCCGUAAUGGCAGCCUUGAUUCUUGCUUUAUCCUCAACCGUCACUGCAUCCAACAACUUUGAUGAUAUCCUGGCGAUGGCCCGUCCCUUCAAUGAGAAUCCACAGUUUGCGGCUUCUUGGGUCAGAGGUACAGUCAACCUUCUCAAGAUGAAUUUUGACUUUUCCGACGAGGCUCUUAAUGACUCACUGAUUCGGAACCCCUUCUUGCAAAUGUGUCUUAGCAUCCUCAGUCACAUGAGCUUCCGUGGCGAGUUCCGGCCUAGGUCCUAUGAAGGAAAGCUAUCUUUCCUCAUACUCCAGGUCCGGAACUUUAUCGUCCUCGUGAGCCUCUCGCUUAACGCUCCCAAGAGUCUGGGGACCAGUCCACUAGACGAGUCAGAGGUCGUCGAAGUCUUGGUCGGCUGCGUCACAUGGGCGCAUACUCUGAUGGGGUGGGUGGUCGAUUGCCUCUUCGACCUCGCCGAUGACCCAGCCUUCAUGAGCAUCUUGAACGAGCAAAAAAGGUUUCCCGACCUGGCCAACUUCCUCAAGGCUCGCGGUGAUGUCUCCCUACAUCUCCUCUGCUGUUCCUCAGCCCGCGGCUUAAUCACCGCCGCCUGCCGCAGACUAGCCCAUCUCGAAGGCAUGAGCUUCCGCGCCGUUCGCUACUGGGAAGCAAGCCGCCUUAAGACCGAAAACAACGACGGUAGCGGCGGUGGCAAAGUCCUCCCCGACAGCCUCUACUUCGCCUACCAAAAGAUGCAACAUUCCGCCCAAGCGUGUCUGAUCAAAGUUCAGGAAUUUGAAAAGAUCCUGCAGGGUUUCGCCCAGGACGUACGCACAGCCUACCAAACGAGCCUCUCCCGGCGCCAAUCUGGUAGCCAACAACCACCCCAACAACAUCCAUCGCCGCAACAAAACAAGAAUCAACAGCCCCAGAACGCAGAAGACCAGUUCAUCAAGAAAGCCCAAGCCCACUGCGAACUCGACAUGCUCCUAGGCGCUAACCCCCCGCCUUGCUUCCGCGAGGUUCUCCUCAAGUUCUUCACACAAACCCUGCCUGUGCUCAAGAGCCACGUCGACCCGGCUAAGCUGUACUUUGCCAACUAUGAGAUUCUUGAUAUCGAAGAAAACCCGAGGAUUUUGGCGGCGAGAAAGGCUAGGCGUAAGUAUAUUGACGUUUUCACAAGGCGGGAGAUUACUUUCCCUACUACUUCGUCAGGGGAUGCCGCCCGUGGCGGUGGGGGCAGUGGUGGCGUUGGUGGUGAAGAGGACGUCAAACGGGGAGGUGCCGUUGGUGCUGGAGAAGGCCAAACACCGAAUCAAAAUACCCUGGCACUAGGCGGCGGCGGGAUCUCCAUAAAGAUUGAGCUCGGCGCUGCUGGAUCUACGCCCAACCUUAAGGGCGGGAUAUCUACCCCCGGCGGGCGGUGGUGGUAG
Messenger RNA from Sordaria macrospora k-hell, 3066 nucleotides. RefSeq lists its product as uncharacterized. Gene Ontology annotation, cellular component: mediator complex. The record is from RefSeq and is a predicted model, not a curated record. Lineage: Eukaryota; Fungi; Ascomycota; Sordariomycetes; Sordariales; Sordariaceae. Gene Ontology annotation, biological process: positive regulation of DNA-templated transcription. Gene Ontology annotation, molecular function: protein binding.